UUGUUUUAGCGCCGCUAGGAGGCAGUUUAGGAUUGCUCUUGUGUCCGUCAGUUGAAUACGAAUGGAUUGUGUUAAAGUUUAUUUUAUAUUUUGUUGUGUAUUUUAAUUGAUUAAAUGUGAAUUGUAAUUAAAGAAUGUGUUUAAUAAAGAGACGAGAAAGAAAAUAAGUGUAAUACAUCAGUAUUAUAAAUAUUUAUUUUGUUCAUAAAUUGUUUAAUACCUCUACUACGCACAAUGGACCUUAACAUGUGACAUGAAUUCAGUUCAGAAGAGGAUAAUAUAGUUGACAGAAGAUUUAUAGUUUUGCAUGUAUAAAGAUGACUCAUUUUAAUCUAUAAAUGGAUAUAUAUGGGAAAGUACAUUGAGUUGAAGGCUGAAUAUGUGAGGGAGGAAGUCGAGGGAGGCAUUAGAAUAUCAAGGAGAAAGCUCCCUCUUUCAGUUCUCGAUGAUGAUUCAGUAACCUAUUUCCUCCAACAAUACCGGUGAUCGUGAAGUGGUAGCUAACUUGACCAUUAUCGACAUCUAUGAGCCUGACUUUAUUCGCUGAACUACAGUUACCAGAUGGGGAAAAACAGUCGUAAGUAUUUUUAUUACAAUGGAAAAUGUUUCUUGCAAAGCGACGAUAAAAAUCAUUGGUGGACAUCCUAUUAAUAUAAAACAGCGACCAUUCAUGACGAGGACGAAAUUGCAGCUUUCUUUGCACAAUUCUGACGGAUUUAUAUGCGGAGCUAGUAUUUUGUCCAAGAAUUGGGGUAUCACUGCUCUUCAUUGUCUACUUCCAGAUAGAGAAACGAAUUAUUUCGUGAGAGCCGGCUCGAACAAGCUUUACCAAGGAGGAUCGUUGCAUAAAUUAACAAAGAUAUACAUGUAUAACAAUACCAUGUUCCAAUAUUGGUUCUCGAGUAUUCUGUACCACGAUAUAGCGUUGUUCGAGGUACGACCUCGCUUUCGAUUCUCGAGUACUGUUCGAGCUGUUCGAUUGCCCACCGAAUUCACCAAACCACCUGAGCAACUGUGUGUUUGCGGUUGGGGUUAUACCAGUGUCCAAAGUAACGCGAAAAUUAGCAAUGUUUUGAUGGGAACCUGCAUCCGGCACACACCAUACGAGGCGUGCAUAGAGGAAACUCCAGAAUAUAGAAUGCUCGUUAAGAAGGAUCACCAUCUUUGUUACGGAGCGAGUGGGAAGGAUUCUUGUUACGGGGAUUCGGGAGGUCCGUUGGCAAGUAAAAACACCCUUUACGGCAUCGUCUCUUUCGGUCAAAAUUGCGCUAUAGUGUCAGGAGUUUACACGAAAGUCUCUUACUACAGACGCUGGAUUAAGCAAAUCACGAACCUGUGAUCGAGGAUACACAUAUCAGUAAAACAGAUAUCAAAUUUUUGUUGUCGAAAAAGAAUUCGAAACUUGAUAAAAACCAUUUAUUAUUU
Apis mellifera (honey bee) is the source of this 1425-nucleotide messenger RNA. RefSeq names its product trypsin 3A1. The coding region runs from base 596 to 1339 and encodes 247 amino acids. NCBI's taxonomy places the organism in Eukaryota, Metazoa, Arthropoda, Insecta, Hymenoptera, Apidae. Gene Ontology annotation, molecular function: serine-type endopeptidase activity. The transcript is spliced from 8 exons. Gene Ontology annotation, biological process: proteolysis. The record is from RefSeq and is a predicted model, not a curated record.